AUGUUUGAGAGUAGUGAAGACGAACGCGAUUUUGAUGGGUUUUUAAUCGACGAAACAGUUGAAGAAACACAGCCUAUCGCAGCAGGAACUUCGGCGGUUACAUGGCGAGACAUAGCGGGCGACUCGGACAAGGAGGAAGAAGAUUUUGACAGUUUUUCGGACCAGGGAUUGAAAGUCGGUUGGAAAGCUCAGUUGGCAGAACAUUGGGCUAGUAUUCCAAAUGUUGUAGGUUCGAUUCCCAUUGUGGCCAGGGAUAUUUUUCAAGUUUGCCUGGUGUGGAUAGACACUCAGAGUAACAUCACAAACAUAUUCACCUUAGUACAUAACACCAACACAGAAAAAAAUCAAGAUCCUUCAUAACUCAUAACUGUGGUCAUAACUUAUAACUGUGGUAUAUAGAGGUGUGCGUCGGAUCGGAUUGACCUCUCUCAAUCCGAUGGUUUGUCUAAGUUUUCAAUCCGAAUCCGAUCCGAAGAUGAAAAAAGUAAUCCGAUCCGAAACAAUGUUUAUAAAAUCCGAUCCGAUGCUAAAAUUCGUAAUCCGAUCCGAUCCGAACUUAAGUUGUGUACGCUGUACAGCGUGCGUUAAUUAUUAUGAACGUAUUUUUUCAUGAUCAUAAACGAUAUAUUGGAAAUAAUGAAUCUCUAGCAAAAAUAAGCAGAUACGAAUCCGAUAAAAAUUGCAGGGCGAUAUCACAUAAUUAUGCCUUAUAGCGUUCACAUUUACAGUGCACAGUAACAGCAGUUUAUAUUUUAUUAGAAUUAGCAUAGGAAAAAAACCCAACUAGUCAAAAAUGUUUUAUUCAGUAUAAUAAAUCAUGAGCUUGAGCUAGGUUUACAUUUUAAAACAUCUUAAAGUUUAUCACUAAUAAACCUCAUUGUCAGGCUUCAUGAUACAUAAACCUAACAAACCAAACAAAAAAACACAACAUUCCUAAAUUUCCUAUAUAUCCAAUUCCCGUACGUAACUGAGAAAUAUACGUCCAAAAUCCAAAUAACUCAAAACUCUUUUUAGAAAUAUAUGUCACAAGAACUCAAAACACUUUUAUACCAGGUGUUCCAAAAAAAAACUGGACACUGUUUGAUUUCAUACAACGUAAAAUCAUACGUAAAAUCAUACGCAUUUUCAUAAUUUACAAUUUCAAUAACGUAAAAUCAUACGCAAUAUCAUAUCAAACAGUGUCCAGUUUUUUUUGGGACACCCGGUACUUUAUUGUCAGCACUCGGCAUAAUAUAGUAGCUAUUACUCCGCUGAGUCCGCUUCGACCAAAUUGGUCUGCUCAUUUGGCUCCAAAGCCUUCCAGGCACUUCCUGCCAUAUAGCUUUGGAUGCACAGCAAGGCGUUUAGAUUACGUGGAGCUAGACGCGUACGCCUAACGUUGAUUGUCCACCCCGCUUGCGAGAAACUUCUCUCUGAUACAAGAAAAAAUAAUAUAAAAUACGUGAUACAAGAAAAAUCAAAUCUGAACCGAUCCGACAAAAACCCUGCAAAAUCCGAUCCGACAGAAACAAAACGAAAUCCGAUCCGAGUAAUUUACUGUCCGAAUCCGAUCGGAUUCGGAUCGGAUUCGCACACCUCUAGUGGUAUAUAUCAGACAACUAUUGUGAUGUACAAGCGUACGAAAACCAGCCUAAAGCCCAUUAUUACUAAAGUACAAAUAAUACAAUAAUUAUGCAUUUGUUUUGUUAUUUUUGUAAUUGAACAUUACAAAUAUUACAGAAAAUUUCUAGCCUUCGACCCAGGUUCCCAGAAAGAAAAAAAAUUUUUCUACCCCUGUUUCGGACAUCGAAGUUCAAGAACUCGACAGCGACAGUGUGUGCGAAAGUGGAAGCGAGAUAAGUAGCGAUGGUUUCGAUGAUAUUUUUGAAUGGAAAGAUAAUAUAAGUAGUGUUAGUGUUCAAGACUUUACUGCCGAUUUUGGUCUUCGACAUGGGUUGGGUUUAGAUGCCUCCCCUAAGGACUUUUUCGACUUGUUUUUCGGCGAUCAGUUUUUUUAUCAUAUUGUGCAUGCUACAAUUUCGAAUGUGCAUUUUUAAAUCACAAUGAUCAAAAUUUUACAACUGACCGCAAUGAAAUGUCUGCAUUUUUUGGCCUCAACAUUUUGAUGGGAAUAAACCAACUACCAAAAAUCUCACUUUAUUGGGAUUCAGAUUUGUUUUCAGGAAAUACCGGCUUCAAAAUUACAAUUCCUUUGAGACGUUUUUGGAUUUUAAAUAGGUAUUUUCAUAUUUCGAACCCGUGGCAAGAAAACAAGACGGAUAAACUUGCAAAAAUUCGGCCCCGUAUUUCAAAGCUCGAAAACGCUUUUGAAAAUGUUUAUGUGCCUGGAAAAAAUAUUUCGAUUGAUGAAGGUUUGAUUAAAUUUAAUGGUCGUUUAUCUUUCAAGCAAUAUAUGCCAAAAAAAACGAACAAAUUUGGUAUUAAAGUUUGGAUGUUAGCCGAUUCUGAAACUUAA
This is a messenger RNA of Paramuricea clavata, 2455 nucleotides long. The record is from the annotation of a GenBank genome assembly. Lineage: Eukaryota; Metazoa; Cnidaria; Anthozoa; Malacalcyonacea; Plexauridae.